Drosophila grimshawi is the source of this 2802-nucleotide messenger RNA. RefSeq names its product 25S rRNA (cytosine-C(5))-methyltransferase nop2. The transcript is spliced from 3 exons. Bases 90 to 2621 code for a protein of 843 amino acids. Gene Ontology annotation, biological process: maturation of LSU-rRNA; rRNA base methylation. Gene Ontology annotation, molecular function: RNA binding; rRNA (cytosine-C5-)-methyltransferase activity. Lineage: Eukaryota; Metazoa; Arthropoda; Insecta; Diptera; Drosophilidae. The record is from RefSeq and is a predicted model, not a curated record. Gene Ontology annotation, cellular component: nucleolus.
AAAACAACGACAAGGUGGCCGCACGUGGACGCACACAUUUUUUAAAAAACAUCUUUUCGCUUGCGAACGUGUGCUGAAAUCGCGAAAAUAUGGGACGCAAAGCGGAGUACAGUGAAAAACAAAAAAAGGGUCCCGGCCGCAAGGCUCGCAAACAGGGGCCACCAAAGUUUCCAAAGAAAUCAUUUGCGCCGCUCGACGAUGAGGACAAGAAGCUAUCGCACCGUCAAAAGCAACGCGUGGCCAAGCGAGAUCAAAAGAAGAUAGUGCAGAAGGCAAAAUUGAAGGAGAAGCGUGCUCAACAGCCCCGCAGGCGAAAGCCGUAUAACAGCGACAGCGAGCCGGAAGAAGAAGAGCAGCAGGUGGAGCAACCAGCGGAGUCAUCGGACGAGGAGGUGCCACAACUUGUGCCAGUCCAAAAAAAACAAAAGUCGAAUGGCUAUUCAGAUGAUAAUAAUGAUUGGCUAACACUAAAAUCGGGAAAGCAGCAGAAAAAGAGUGUGAAAAGCAAAGAAAUAGAGCUGGAAGAAGAGGAUGAUGAAGUGUCUGAAAACGAAAUAGAAGCUAAUUCAGAUGAGGAAGCUGAAGAAGGCGAUGAAGAUGUGAACGAGAGUCUAGAGGAAGAGGAGGAAGAAUUUAUGGAUGAUGAUAACGACGCUCAAAUUGGUAAAUUGGACGAUCUGUUUGACGAUGAUGAGCUCAUCUCCGAACCAGAUCAAGAUCAAGCAAUUGACAGUGAAAAUGGUCAGGAAUCUGACGAAGAUGAUGUUGAUGACGAUGAUGACGAUGACGAUGAUGACGAUGACGAUGAUGAUGACGAUGAUGGUGAGAACAAGUUGCCCAUUGAGCGCGCCAACAAAAAACUUAAGAAACGUCAGGAAAAAGAUGCCAUAUUGUCACGUGAGGAGAUGCAAAUGUCCGUUGAUCAGUCUGAAGUGUUCCAUUUGCCCGAAUCGGGCGAAGAUGCUGACAAAGAAUUGUCCUUGCAAGAUGUGCAGCAGCGCAUCAAGGAUAUUACACAAGUGCUCUCUGACUUCGGCAAGUUCCGAGAGGAGGGUCGCUCACGUAGCGAGUAUGUGGAUCAGCUGCGUCAAGAUCUGUGCUUGUACUACAGCUACAACGAGUUUCUCAUGUCCAAGCUGAUGGACAUAUUCAAAUUGAGCGAUCUGUUGGAGUAUUUGGAGGCCUCAGAGAUAGCGCGUCCGCUGACCAUACGCACAAAUUCGUUGAAGACACGUCGUCGUGAUCUAGCUGGCGCCUUAAUUAAUCGCGGCGUCAAUCUCGAUCCGCUGGGCAAGUGGACAAACGUGGGCCUGGUCAUUUUCAAUUCGACGGUGCCGCUGGGCGCCACACCCGAGUAUUUGGCUGGACAUUAUAUGAUACAGGGCGCCUCCUCGAUGCUGCCCGUGAUUGCAUUGGCUCCGCAGGAGAAAGAACGUGUGCUGGACAUGUGCUCGGCGCCGGGCGGCAAAGGAUCGCACAUAGCGGCCGUCAUGAAGAAUACGGGCGUCUUGUUCGCCAACGAUGCGAAUCGAGAUCGCAUCAAGGCUGUUGUAGCUAAUUUCCAUCGAUUGGGCAUUGUGAAUGCGGUUGUCAGCUGCGAGGAUGCCACCAAAUUUCGCAAUAUUAUGACGGGCUUCGAUCGAGUGCUUCUCGAUGCACCGUGCACCGGCACCGGUGUCGUCUCCAAGGAUCCGAGUGUUAAAACAACCAAAUCGGAAAUAGAUGUGCAGCGUUGCUAUAAUUUGCAGCGCAAGCUUUUGCUCACUGCCAUUGAUUGUGUGGAUGCGAAAUCCUCAACGGGUGGCUAUAUCGUCUAUUCCACGUGCUCCGUCCUGCCCGAGGAGAACGAGUGGGUAAUUGAUUAUGCGCUCAAGAAGCGUAAUGUUAAACUGGUGCCGCUGGGCAUUGAUUUUGGUGAGCCAGGAUUUACCAAGUUCCGUCAGCAUCGUUACCAUCCCAGCUUGAAUUUGAGCAAGCGCUUCUAUCCCCACACGAACAACAUGGAUGGCUUCUACGUGGCCAAGUUGAAAAAGUUCUCCAACACAAUACCCAUCACCAAGGAACAGCAGGAAGCAGAUGAGAAGCAGCUGGACGAAGCAAUUGCAGCAGAUCAACCAGAGGCGAAGACGACAACAGACAAAGACGCGGGCGGGGAGGAGGCAAUCGCAACUGAUGCUGCCACACGCAAAGCGAAAGGAAAACGAGCUGGCAAACCCACGCUAACAGAUGUGGAACAAGAUCUGAAAAAGAAGAAGCUUGAGCAAAGCAAAACAAAAUAUGUGGCCAAUGUUUUCGAGAAGCCCAUCAAAGUGCCUAAAAAGCCCAAGGUGGAGCAAAUUGUUCCUCCUACCCAGGAACCAAAAGAAAACGGCAAGAAGAAAGAGAAGGUCCAAAAAAAUGGUCACCAAGCAAGCAGUAGCAAUUUGAAGCCGGAGCCCAAACCAGCAGCUAAACUAACUAAGAAACUGUCGGAAGCGAAGCGAGUGGAUUUAGAUGAAGUACCUCUGCUGGAGGGCAAACCCAUAAAAGGGCAAAAACAACUUAAAACCAAGUCCAAGCAACUGGGACAGCUGAAAAAAUCCAAGAAGCCGACAGAUAAAAAGCAAAGAUUCAAGAAAUGAGCAUAAAUCCAAUUAGUAUAUAGAAUUUUAUUGAAAUAUUUUGUUUGGUUAGUCAAGAAGCUGGAAAUAUUUAAGCUACCCGAAGAGUCUAUCUCUGCGUGAAUAACCGAAACUGAUUAUUUGUUUUUAUAAUAGGAACUUAAGGUUUGGAUUAUAAAUAUAUUUAUAAUCAACAUUAUAA